Messenger RNA from Prosopis cineraria, 685 nucleotides. RefSeq names its product DExH-box ATP-dependent RNA helicase DExH7, chloroplastic-like. The annotation marks the transcript as partial. NCBI's taxonomy places the organism in Eukaryota, Viridiplantae, Streptophyta, Magnoliopsida, Fabales, Fabaceae. The record is from RefSeq and is a predicted model, not a curated record. The transcript is spliced from 3 exons.
CGUUUAAUUUUCACUGACAAUGACUCCUUGACAGCUCCCGGCACCGCCCCGCCAGCAAAAUCGCAGCUCCCCGGUCUAGAAGAUUCGAAGUUUUUGCUGAACCGGCUGGUCUAUACGUUAAAGCUACUGGUUUUUCAGUUUUUCUGCACUGUCAUCACCAUCGCAGAGACAAAAUGCCGCCGAAGAAGAACAAGCAGAAGCCGAAAGCCAACUCAGCUUCAUCGUCAAAAGCAAAGUCGCAGUCCUCCUCAUCCGGUCCGAGGCUGCAAAUUUCGGCCGAGAACGAGAACCGCCUCCGCCGCCUCUUGCUCAACUCUGGCAGGUCCACGCCAUCUCUUCCUGCGACGGACGAUGUCCUGACCAAGGCUCAGAAGGCGAAGAAGCUCAAAGCUGUUUAUGAGAAGCUCUCUUGUGAAGGUUUCGGUAAUGAUCAGAUUGAGCUUGCUCUUUCCACUCUCAAGGAAGGUGCUACAUUCGAGUCUGCGCUUGAUUGGUUAUGCUUGAAUUUGCCAGGGAAUGAGCUUCCAUUGAAGUUUUCUUCUGGAACCUCGUUGCUAAUGAAGCAAGAAGUCGAGAAUUUUUCUGUUAUUGUCAAGAGACAGUGGGAUGAUGAUACUUUAGAUUCUCGCCAGCCAUCUCAAGCAGAUUGGAUCAGGCAAUAUGUGGAGCAAGAGGAAUCUGUAGU